AUGACGGUGCGACCGCUGUCGGCUGCCUUGGUGAAGAAGGCUGAAAAAGAAAUCAAUGAGGAUCCUCGAAGAGUAGCAUCUGAUAUCAUAGCUAUUAAUGACUGGCUUACAAAACAGUCACAUUUAGAAUCUGUUCGUCCAUCGGACCAAUGGCUUAUUGCAUUUCUGCGUGGUUCCAAAUUUAGUCUUGAAAGAUGUAAAGAGAAAAUGGAAAUGUAUUACACUUUCAAAACCAUAGUACCCGAAUUCUUCGAGAAUAGAGAUCCCUAUGAGCCUAGAAUUCAAGAAAUACUGAAACUUGGAGCCUUUUUACCACUGAGAAACUGCCCAAGUGUAGAUUCUCCCCGUACAAAUAUAAUGCGGUUAGGUGUUUUUGACCCGUCAAAGUAUCACUUAGUGGAUUUAAUCAAAGUGUCUCUCAUGGUGACAGACAUAUUGAUGCUGGAAGACGACAAUUUCACUGUUUCUGGUGAGGAUGUUAUAGUGGAUAUGGAAGGUGUAGGAAUAGCUGUGUUGAGUCAAUGGACACCUGCUUUGGCGAAGAAGGCAAUAUACUGCUUCGAGAAGGCUCUUCCAGUGAGAGUCAAGAGCAAUCACAUCUUGAAUACUCCAUCGGGAUUCGAAACGGCUUAUUCUAUUUUCAAGUCAUUUUUAGGAGAGAAAUUAAAACAGAGAAUAAAAGUACACAAUAAAAACUACAGCUCCAUGUAUAAGACUAUACCUAAAUCUAUUCUUCCAAUCGAAUAUGGUGGCAGUGAUGGCAGUGUGCAAGAACUGACAGAUCACUGGAAAGCUAAAGUGGAGAGUUACCGCGACUGGUUCUUGCAACAAGAGGAAGUCCGCUCCGAUGAAUCCAAGAGGUCUGACGGUACAUCCAAGAAUUCCUCUAUUGUCUUUGGAAUAGAGGGAUCCUUCCGAAAACUAGAAGUCGAUUAA
Messenger RNA from Arctia plantaginis, 936 nucleotides. NCBI's taxonomy places the organism in Eukaryota, Metazoa, Arthropoda, Insecta, Lepidoptera, Erebidae. The record is from the annotation of a GenBank genome assembly.